Molecule: messenger RNA, 2211 nt
Organism: Aspergillus tanneri
Lineage: Eukaryota; Fungi; Ascomycota; Eurotiomycetes; Eurotiales; Aspergillaceae
Product: putative signal transducer
Exons: 2
Coding region: 1-2211 (736 amino acids)
Biological process (GO): regulation of DNA-templated transcription; chromatin remodeling
Cellular component (GO): nucleus
Molecular function (GO): ATP-dependent H2AZ histone chaperone activity
Source: RefSeq, a predicted model, not a curated record
AUGGCGGAUGAUAGUGAAGUCCAGUACUCUGCAGAAGAUGAAGCUCCCGUGGAGUCGCUUAUCAAGGGACGCGCCAAACGAAGUACAGCCGGCCGUCUUAUGUCCUCCCUUCUCGAUGCCGAAGCAGACGAUGACCUCGCCCUUUUAUUCGAAGAAGUAGACGAUGAUAACGAAUUCGAUGUGGGUGCAGAUCAAGAAUGGGGGGAGGAGGAGGAUAUGGGACUAGAUUCUUCAUCGGAUGAUGACGACGACCAAGGCCCAAAUGCGCGGGACGAUUAUGAAGGGGAGAAACAAAUUGAAAAGGAAGAAAAGGCUGAAAAGAGAAAACGACGGGCUCAGCAGGACCUCCGCAUCAAGAUUGCAAGCAAAAAGGUCAAAAUUGAUCCCACCGCUGUUCCAGCUGUAACUGCUUCUCGACCGAAAAAGAAAUCGGAACGGAUCUCAUGGAUUCCUACGCCUGAGGAUGGCCCUACACGGUCGUCUUCCCGCCGGCAGACGAUGCAGAACAAAGAACUCACACAUGCCCGGCUCAAGGAUAGCGAAGAGAAGCGGGUUCGGCUAAUCGCCACCAUGGAGGAGGCUGCCAAACGGAAAGCGCAGUUCAAGCCAAAAGAGAUGACGCAAGCUGAGCGACUCGCAGAGGCCGAGCGAGUCGAAACGCUCAACAGCAAAAGUCUCAAUCGAUGGGAGGAGAUGGAGAAGAGGAAAGCAGAAGAAAGGCGCGCUAAGAUCGAAGCCCUUCAGAACCGUCGCCUUGAAGGGCCCGUCAUGUCUUAUUGGAGUGGCGUUGCUACUUGGAUUAAUGGUCGCUUAAUGCGCCUUGGCAAAGUCGAUGUCACACCCAAACUAGAGAAAGAAGAUAGUGGUCGCAGGAAAAGCAAGAAGUUGGAAAAGGAAGAGAAAAAUGUGACAGAGCAAAAAUCUAUCGAGAAAUCCGUUACGGCUGGGUCUGCCACGUCGCAAACUGCCCCUCCCACGAGCUCGGGGCCUCUUGCAAAUCCGGCACCACCUGCUGAAGAGGGACCUGCGAAGCAAAAUCAGGAUAGUUCCGAAAGUCAACAAGCCGACAGUACCCAUGCAAAGGAGGGUGGCGAAAGUGCAGGUGAUAUUACUACCAUGUACCCCACUACUCCUGCUCCGUCAGUCGCUCCAGGCCACUCUUCUACCCCUGCAGCAAAUGAUGCCCCAGCUGCCGACACGAGUCAAGAGAUCCGGGCGCCAAAAAUCGCGAUAGAGCAGCAAAAAGAGACUACCCCACCUAAAGCAACUGCUGAAAGCUCGAGCAAUGAGAAGGAAGUAACAAUCGACGUAAGUGGAAAAACAGAGGAGCCAACAAAAGAACUAGUCCGAGAGCCAACACAGGCACCAAACAAGACUGUGCCUAAUUCUGAGAAGUUGGACAUCCCAGAAGUGCCGCCUGCAGAAGGAAAGAUGGAUGAUGUAUCAAAUGGAUUGAUCCCAGAGCCUUCUGUAUCAGUUGACGCUACCUCUGAAGACGUUACCGCGUCUCAAGUUGUUUCUCCUGCUGCUGCUGCUCCGGAUACCAUGCCGGCUACUGCACAACCUAACCAAGAAGGAAAAUCGUCUUCUCCUACACAGAAAAAACAGGAGUCACCUACGAUACACGUAGACCCAUCGACAGCCGCAAAUGUGGAUGCGCCAGAGCUGGAAACCCCUCAGCCUCCACCGGUCAUCGAGCACAUGGGACGAAACCUAACGGUACUGGAGAAUUUCGAUGACAAAACUGCUCAGAGUCGUGAAUUUAGUAUCUAUUUCAACGCAAAGAAGCCCCCUCGGCUUACCAAGAUAUCCUCGUCACUCUGUGUUAUCACAUCCCUUCCAUCACGGUACCGAGACCCCGAAACUUCUCUGCCAUUCGCCAACGCUUAUGCAUAUCAUGAAAUUCGACAUACCGUUGCCCAAAAGUACGCUUGGAGCCCUAUGCUCGGAUGCUAUGUGGGACCUACUGGGGUCGCGGCGCGUGGAGUCCCGGAACGGUUUCUAGGUGGUCCGCAGGCUAGGGCUGAGACCGAGGAUGGAGAGAAGAAAGUAAGCUAUCACGACAGUGAAUCUACUGGGGCAGAAACGGAUAAGGAAGGUAAGACAAAAUCUUCUGGUGGUGCUUCCAACACGCUCACGCCGGCGCCUCCUGCGACACCAACAGCUGUCGUAGACGAUGCAGGUGAUCCAAUGGAAGUCGACAAUCCCUGA